Molecule: messenger RNA, 986 nt
Organism: Phyllostomus hastatus (greater spear-nosed bat)
Lineage: Eukaryota; Metazoa; Chordata; Mammalia; Chiroptera; Phyllostomidae
Product: ret finger protein-like 4A
Exons: 3
Coding region: 45-986 (313 amino acids)
Molecular function (GO): protein binding
Source: RefSeq, a predicted model, not a curated record
AGCUGGAGACCAGAAGAGGACCUAGUGCACCAGAGACAGCGAUCAUGGCCAAACAUUUUAAAGACAUAAGCAGUUGCUACAUUUGCCUGUCCUACCUGGAAGACCCCGUGAGCCUGAAAUGUGGGUUCAUCUGCUGCCUCAAGUGUGUCGACUCACUGCCGAGGGGCCCCGGGGAACACGGGAUUGUGUGCUUCACCUGCCCUGAGGUUUCUCAGAAGAGUGACAUCAGGCCCAAACACCAGCUGGCCAGGCUGGUGUCAGAGGUCAGGGCACUGGAGCCCCAGCUGAGAGCCAUCCUGAGGAUGAACCCGAGGAUGCGCAGGUUCCAAGUGGACGUGACCUUGGAUGUGGACACAGCCAACAACCAUCUCUACAUCUCCGAGGACCUGCGGCGAGUCCGCUGCGUGUACGAGGAACAGAAGCGCAGGGCCUGCCCUGAGAGGUUCAGCGCCUCCCUCUGUGUGCUGGGCUCCCCGCGGCUCACGUCCGGCCGGCACUACUGGGAGGUGGACGUGGGCACCAGCACAGAGUGGAACCUGGGCGUCUGCAAGGAGUCUGUUCCUCGGCAGGAGAAGGUCGUCCUCUCUUCAGAACGUGGCUUCUGGAUUGUGAGCUGCAGGGAGAAGGACACCUUCCAGGCUAGCACCAGGCCGGUGACAGAGCUCAUGGUCAUUUCCUCCUUACACCACAUUGGCAUUUUCCUAGACUUUGAAGUGGGGACCAUUUCCUUUUAUGACGUGAGCGAUGGCUCCCACAUUUUUACGUUCCCCCUGAUUUCUGUGGAAGAGCCCCUCCGUCCGUUUUUCGCUCCCGGAAUUCCAGCGAAGGAUGACGGGAGCUUCAUGACCCUCUGUCCUGGGUUCAGUCCCAGCAUGGCCAGUGCAGCUGGGCAAGGCCAUGGGACUCUGAGCACAGCAGGUACAGACGCUCCCUGCGUGUGCACAGCCAUGGACACCAGCCCCUCUGCCGGUGACCCAGCGCCCUGA